CUUAUUUAUUUCUCCGCAUAGACGUUAUUUAGGGCUGGCCGGAUCUCUGGGUCAGCCCGGCGAUCCAGCGUUUACUCGGAGGACGAAGCAGCUUGCUUGGACAGCACCAAAGAGCGAGUAGCAUUCCGUGCUCGCUGCAUGUGGCCGGCGGGCCCGGCGGGGUGGGGCGGCGUUAUUUCUCGGCGCGUAGAAAAGUUUCGUUUCGAAUAUUAUGUCAAAGAUGGCAGCGGCCGGACCGGUUAAAUGCGCAAUUUGAUGGCAAGAAGGCCUUGAAGAACCCUCAAGUGCCCAUCAAAAAAAUGUGACAUCCUUUAAUGAUUAAUGAUGAGGUAUAGUUGACGACAAGAUGAUGUAUGAGACUGUUGCAAAGAACACACUGUACUUUGUGCCAACACACUAUUUGGAGACGCCACAACUUGUGCUACUAUCGCUAAGGGGAUUUUAUCAGCCCGACCAUUACUAUGCUUUAUUACACCUGCAUCAGAUAUCUGGUGUAACCAGAAGGGUCAAAAAGCGCAAAUGAUGAAUCUUUUGAAAGAAGAUAGCCUCGUUGUGGGGGCUUCAGAGUUCACAGUGCUAAAGCUUCAUCAUGAUUAAGUAUUCUAUCAUUCAGAAAGAGAGGAAUAUAAGAGAGAGAAAGAGAGAGAGAGAGCAUAUAUUCGGUUCGGUUCAGGGGAUGGAUUCGAUAAUGUCGGACUUGCUUUUGCCUAGUGACAUACUUAUAUGAUUGAUCUCCUACUAUACAGUGUUAUAUUUCCAAGUAGCCUUCUUCCAGUUUCUUCCCUCUUCCUCCCUCCUCCUCCUUCUUCUUCUUCUUCUUCUCUGUCAUGGAAGAUCAACAGCUUAACCCCUUGGCCAUUACCCACCUCCUCCAACACACACUAAGGAGUCUCUGCAGCCAGGAGAACUCCCACAGCUGGCUAUAUGCUGUCUUCUGGAGAAUCCUCCCUAGAAACUUCCCACCACCUAAAUGGGAUCUCCAAGGAGGAGCUUAUGACAGAGCUAGAGGAAACAGAAGAAAUUGGAUUCUGGUAUGGGAGGAUGGAUUCUGCAACUUCGCCGCUUCCGCAAUCGAGCAGGCCUGCGGGCCAAGCUCGUCGGCCGGCUACCGUGACGGAGGCGGGGAAGGCGGAGCAACUAAGGGGCUUCAACCAGAGCUCUUCUUCAAAAUGUCUCAUGAGAUUUACAACUAUGGAGAAGGUUUGAUAGGCAAAGUUGCAGCAGAUCAUAGCCAUAAGUGGGUUUAUAAGGAACCUCAGGAGCAGGAGAUUAAUUUCCUCACAUCAUGGAACAAUCCAGCUGAUUCUCAUCCGAGGACAUGGGAAGCACAGUUCCAGUCUGGUAUUAAGACCAUUGCUUUGAUUGCAGUCAGAGAAGGUGUUGUUCAGCUUGGAGCAGUCAACAAGGUUAUGGAAGAUCUCAGCUUUAUAGUUUUCCUUCGAAAGAAGUUUGCCUACCUAGAGAGCAUCCCUGGCGUCCUCCUUCCACACCCCUCAUCAUCCACGGUCCCCGUAAGGAUCGACGGACAGCUGUCUGACAACUGGGCGGCAGCGCCGAUCCCCCGGGAAGCUCUAGCAGCUUCGGCUAUGGCGCCGACCUUCGAUCUAUAUGACCACUUCAGCCAACAGAUGAAGAUAGCUCCAUCAAUGAGCAGCCUUGAAGCGCUACUUUCAAAGCUUCCGUCGGUCGGACCAGCUCCACCAGGCAUGCUGCAACCGUCUCUCGGCUGCUACGACAUGCCGGUAUCCAUGACAGGGACGACGCAGAGGUCGGCAAUGGAUGGCGGCGGCGGAGGAGAAAGAGUUACAAAGGAGGAAGGUGAUGAGUAUGGAGCUGGAGAGAGCAGUAGUUCCAUGCCUUAUUCUUACUAUGCCAGUGCGAGCAAGUCAGCUGGAGAGGAAUUUUAGAUGGUUAAUUUGAGAUUAAUAAUUAAGUAAUAUAAAAUGUAUAUUAUAAGAAGCAGCUAAUUUAAUUAGUGUUAUUAUAUAAGAAUUUUAUCAA
This is a messenger RNA of Dendrobium catenatum, 2001 nucleotides long. Its product is annotated as protein RICE SALT SENSITIVE 3. Bases 828 to 1907 code for a protein of 359 amino acids. The record is from RefSeq and is a predicted model, not a curated record. NCBI's taxonomy places the organism in Eukaryota, Viridiplantae, Streptophyta, Magnoliopsida, Asparagales, Orchidaceae. The transcript has 9 exons.